AUGGAUACUCAGAGAGAUCUGCAAGGUCCGAUGGGUUCAGAGCUCUCAGAAAUACGAGUGAAGUUGGAGUUUGCCACUGUGAUGCCCCAUGAGCCUUUGAGUCAGGCCUCUUUCAAUACUUUGCCCCUUUCUGAAGGGGUCUCAGGGCAGGAAUCCCCUCUGUCCCUCUCACUUCUGCCAGAGAAUGAAGAUAGUGGUGGCAUAGAUCCGCAGUCAUCCAUCACGGUUAAAUCAGAGCGGUGUGAUGAACUUCUAGUAACUGAUCAAGAGCCGUCAUCUGUUCAGCGUGACCUUGAAUCCUUUCAAGGGGUCUUACGAAGGCAAAGGAGAAAACGCCAGGAUGCAUUAUGCAAGAUUUGGGGCAAGCCUUUCAGGAACACAGGAAGUUUGCAGAAUCACAUGUUAGUACACCAGAAUGAGAGACCUUUCUGCUGUGGAUUGUGUGGGAGUCAUUUUAAAUCCAAAUACACCUUGAAAGAACACGGGAGAAUCCAUAAAGGUGAUUAUCGCUACAGCUGCCCGAAGUGUGGAAGGGGUUUUUCUCGAUCAAAUCAUGUCAGAGAUCACCUUAAGGCAGCUCGCUGUUAUCACUCUUCAUCCUCCAGAAAAUAA
This is a messenger RNA of Onychostoma macrolepis, 612 nucleotides long. Its product is annotated as zinc finger and BTB domain-containing protein 7B-like. The record is from RefSeq and is a predicted model, not a curated record. Lineage: Eukaryota; Metazoa; Chordata; Actinopteri; Cypriniformes; Cyprinidae. The coding region runs from base 1 to 612 and encodes 203 amino acids. The transcript has 2 exons. Gene Ontology annotation, molecular function: RNA polymerase II cis-regulatory region sequence-specific DNA binding; DNA-binding transcription factor activity. Gene Ontology annotation, biological process: regulation of transcription by RNA polymerase II.